Messenger RNA from Aspergillus homomorphus CBS 101889, 3881 nucleotides. Its product is annotated as Zn(II)2Cys6 transcription factor. Gene Ontology annotation, biological process: positive regulation of transcription by RNA polymerase II; DNA-templated transcription. The transcript has 3 exons. The coding region runs from base 452 to 3769 and encodes 1105 amino acids. Gene Ontology annotation, molecular function: zinc ion binding; DNA-binding transcription factor activity, RNA polymerase II-specific; sequence-specific DNA binding. The record is from RefSeq and is a predicted model, not a curated record. NCBI's taxonomy places the organism in Eukaryota, Fungi, Ascomycota, Eurotiomycetes, Eurotiales, Aspergillaceae.
UCAACCUCGGCGCUUGCUUGUCUUUUUCUUUUUCUUCCCGCGCUGUCUUCGUGCGUCCUUCACAAGAAUCCCCCUGAUCUACGCCGAUCCUUCGCGCAACAUAUUACCCGCCCGAUUUCAGAGCGCUCGUGGUGCGAAAAUACCGCCUGCGUCAUGGGCUGCGACUGUGCCUUGCCUUCCGAAUAAUAACCGACCGAAUAAGUCGCCGUCACGAUACCAUACUGGCGACCCGAAACCAAACCGCCUGCAUCUCAUUCGUGUCGAUUGAGGAGAGUCAUUCGAUCGACGAGAUAGAGCAGGAGUCAGCGCAUGAUUCUACCAUGAAUACUCGAUUGUCUUCAGGACUUGGGCUCUCUGUUAUCUAUCCUUCUCGCGUGACCGAUAUCUCUAGCAAUCCAUCCUCAAGACAUGCUCGCACAACUGCGCCUCCUUUCGCCGUGCCUCUCCCAUUAUGCUGAACCCCGCCUCUCCCCCCUCACCGACCUCCUCGGGGAGGAAAAGACCGCAUUCGGCCACCGAUACGUCCUCAAUGCCUGCGGAGUCUCCGGCGCAGUCUCAGCAGCAGGCCGCCCGUGAUGCGCCCACCCCCGCAAAACCCAUCGCGUCCUCCUUAGCCUCCAACUCCUCUUCUUUCCGCAAUGUAUCCGCCUGCAAUCGGUGUCGUCUGCGAAAGAACCGUUGCGACCAGCGACUUCCCCGAUGUCAAUCCUGCGAGAAGGCCGGCGUCCGCUGCGUCGGGUACGACCCCAUCACGAAACGUGAGAUCCCUCGCAGCUAUGUUUACUUCCUCGAGGCUCGUGUGGCUUACUUGGAGAAGCUGUUGAUGGACAAUAAAAUCGAGUACAAGGAGCCGGUUGCAUUCGAUGAAGAAGAAGCCGUGAAAGUUGAGGCGAGACUUGAUGCGCCUCAGGCACCGACCGCGGCCUCCGAGGGCCCAGCUUCUGCAGCUGAAGAGCCCACUGCGGACGGAACUGACAAGGGGGUGAAAAAGGAGAAGGAAACCUGGGUCUCGAGACAGGACAGGGAUGGUUCGAGCGGACAGGAACUGGAAAGAAAUCAGGAUGCCAACAAAGAGGACAAUUGGCGAAUACAUAAUCUCGUGUCGAAUAUAGGCAUGGUGUCAGUACAGGGGACUUCCGAUCCACGAUAUCUUGGCUCAACAUCCGGAAUUUCCUUCGCGCGUGUGGUCUUCGCUGCCGUCAAAAGCUCCGUGUCGGGAAAUGUGGCCGAGCGUGGGCCAAUGCGCCCCAAUGAACGCCUACCGCACAGUGCCACGGGGACUGGCGGCAGCACAAUGCGAGACUCCUUCUUCGGUUUACAGACGAGGCCGACUAUGAAGUGUGCGGCAUUUCCGGAUCGGGACCUGGCUGAAAGGCUGGUCAAUCUCUAUUUUGAGCAUGCAAACGCGCAGAUACCCAUUCUUCAUCGGGCCGACUUCAUGGAGAUGCUCGAUCGGACGUAUGCAGUCGAUGAGAAGAGCCGCUCUCCGCGCAGUCUUUACACCCUCAAUAUUGUGUUCGCGAUAGGUGCGGGAAUCAUCUUUGAGGAUAAGCCAGCAGGCGACGUGAAAAGAGACAAUCGGGAAAACUCGCCCACAUCCUCUAGCUCUAAGAGGCCUCGACUAUCGAGCCAUCAACAUCAACCGGAAGAGUACCACGCAUCUGCGAUCAUUCACCUCGAGUCAUUUCUGGGAAAUACUGCCUCGGGAGACGGGUCGGGGGCUUUGGAGGAAUUGCAAGCGGUGCUGCUUCUUGCUAGCUUUGCUCUACUGCGACCUGUGGCUCCUGGGCUGUGGUAUAUCGUGGGCGUGGCAAUGCGACUGGCAGUUGAUCUCGGCUUGCAUUAUGAGGAUGGUACGGAGAUUGAUGCACCGGGAGACGAAACUAUCAAUCGCACCCAGGGCAAGGGCACGGAUAAAUCUAAGACGCGAGUCGAUACCCGUGAACUGGGGCGACGCGAAUGGGUGCGUGAUCUCCGUCGUCGUCUGUGGUGGUGUGUAUAUAGCCUCGAUCGUUUGGUCAGUUGCUGUGUUGGUCGUCCGUUCGGUAUCAGCGAUCAGUCCAUCAGUACCGAGUUUCCGUGCGAAUUCGAAGACAAAUAUAUCACCAAGUCAGGGAUUGUGACGCCACCUGAAGGCGCGCCAAGUUAUAAGCAUGCAGCACACCAUUACUUCAAGCUGCGAGUGUUGCAGUCGGAAAUCCAGGACGUGCUCCAACACCAACAAGCUCGAUUCCUUAGACAACGGUCUCCAUAUGCCGUCAAAAGACCCAUCCGGUCCGAUAUCGUAUCUCCCUUCCUUCAGGGCUUCGACUCGUUUCAUUCCUGGCGCAAAGACGUUCAUAGGCGGCUGGCAGAGUGGCAGCAGAGUGCGCCGACCCGCCGAGACACAGGCGUCCAAUUUUCUGUUGAGUUCCUUGAGCUGAAUUACUGGCAGGCUGUCAUCAUGUUAUACCAGCAGAGCUUGACAGUUCCAGCAGAACUAGCCGACGAGAUUAUGCCUGCCGAAGACGUGUCUAGUCCGUCGUUCUCUAAUGUGGAUGAGGUGGAGGAUGAGGAUGAAAUCUAUUACAAGGUCGCCGAGGCUGGGCAGAAAGUGAUUCGAAUCUACCGCCAGAUGCAUCGGGUGCGGUUAGUCAAUUAUACUUAUCUUGCUACACACCAUAUUUUCAUGGCGGGUAUUUCUUUCCUGUAUGCGAUAUGGCACUCGGUUCUGGUUCGCAGCCGCUUGACACUUGACGAGGUCGAUUUCACCGUCCUCGCUGCCACGUCCGUUCUGGGGGAUCUCAUGCAUAAAUGUCCGCCUGCAGAGGCAUGUCGAGAUGCCUUCGAGCGAAUGAGCAAAGCCACCGUACAAAUGUGCCUUUCGACCACCGGCUUCGGAUCUCAGGUUGAUCUUGGCCGCAUCCAAGCAGAAGCCGCCCAGCGACAGGCCGCCGCGCUCCACGUCAACCAGACUAGAGCAUACGGAGGCAAUCCGGUCGAUCCACGGGCUCGCCAUGUCCAAGCCCCCGUCCGCCGACAGGGCAGCGGAUCUAUACGACAAGCACCGCGCCCACUGCCGCGUUUCGACAUGAAUCUCGGGGAUCUGUUCAACGAUAAUACCGGUGUGUCCGACCGACCCAACAACGGGCCCAGGAAACCCAUGCAGCCCUACCCAGCACCAGCACCAGCACCAGGAAACCGAGGACCUCGACCCGACUAUCCCGAACCUUCCGCAUCCAACUACCCCUCGGAUCGGUCCUCUAUCCGGCCCCAUCCCCAACGAACCCCAUCCCUCGAAUACUACGCCUCCCCAUACGACAACCCCGUCUCACCACAGACCCAACAGCACCCGCAUCCACAGCAACAACAACAACAACAACAACAGCAGUAUUACUUCGCCAACUCCCCGCAACAGAGCGCCUCCCCCAACAGCGUCGGCGCCAGCAACAACAACCCCAACCACGCCGCAGGCGCCCAUUACCCGCUCCCUCAAGACCACCCUACCUCCAUCAGUCUCGAUUUCCUAGACUUCGACCCCACCGGCACAGCAGAAGGCCAGGUCCCCAGCAACUCCGACGACAACAACAACAACAACAACAAUCCCGAAGACAAUCUCCAGGCAAUGCCCUCCCUGGGCCACGGGGUUGGCCACAGCGUAGGCAUCGACCUCGGCUUCGGCAUGGCGAUGGACUUCCAGCAUGACUGGAGCGAAAACGCCAAUUAUGACAUUCUGGAAGGGUACUUUUUCGGUGGAUCCGGGAAUAACGGGCCGCCUGGUGAGGGGUGAGUCGGCCUCUUGUUUGGGAUGUGGAUUGAUGGCUAGGGAGGGAGGAAAUUCUGGUUGUUACUGGAAUUGAACCACAACCCAUGGGUUCGGGCGAAACCCGGCUUAUCUAUUC